AUGAUUGCUACAGUUACACUAUGGACUGCCACGAGGUACUGCAAACGUUACCUACUGCUGAGACAUGUCACCAUUUUCAACAAGCUCGGUAUCUAUCUUCUUGGAGUCACCAGCCACAAGGCCAUUUCGGAAGGUAAAAUGCGAAAAACACUACAAAAGAGACACUCUUGGACAGACGAGGAGCUGAAGAUUCUCUCGUACCUCCGACACACUUGCCACUGGCACUUCAAGCAAAUCCAAAAGUCAUACUUCCCAUCACUUUCUCUGAGCGCACUCCGAGGAGCCUACUGGCACCAGUCUACCGAAGACCGCAUACGCCGAGCGUCGAACGCCACUAUCCCAACUAUCGAUCCUCGCAACUCGGUGAAAGGCUUCUCAAGUGCCUCCAAAACUCAUUCCAUCUCGGAUAAUCUCAGUCGAUCAGAAAACAGUAUUGAGGCUUUGGCAUCGACCCCUCAAAGUCCCGUGGGUAGAAACAAGCCAUUCAUUUCCAACGAGUGCAACUCGAGUCGCUACGAACUCCGGCCAAACAGACCCUCAAACUUCCCUCCAAGAGAGCCGCAAUAUCUAGUUGACCGACGCCGUUUUCCCCACUUCUUUAGAUCGUACAAGUACUCUCUCAAUCGACAGGGGAUCCCAGACAGCGACUAUACUCCUCAAUCUCGGAUGCCUACGCCAAGCUCAUCAGAUCGAAGCGUUUCCAUUGUCUCAAGCCUUCCUAGUGCCGCGUCAAGCCUUGAACUCUUCGGCUUGGAGCUCCGAGGAGCAUCCUCUGCCGACAUGACUGAAAUCGCAAAGUUCGAGCAAUUCGGAAUCAAUACGUUCUAUAACGGAAUUCCAACAUUAGACAAUGCCAGCGACUGGUUUCGGUGGAAUCAGAAGGUCAAUGAGUUCAUUCGGAUAUCUGCGGUUGCCGACGAUGGAGCGACUCCGCCGACAGAAGAAGAAGCAGCACGGCAAUGGAUUCACCGCCAAAAGUUCUAUUCUGCGAUGAUUACGGCAAAGUUGACACACAAUGCGGCGCAAAGAAUCAAUGCUUUUGAGAUACCUCGAGUUCAAGCACUGCUUAAGGCAGUCCAGGACAACUUCAAACCGGAAGGCUCCGGCACGUAUGUUAGCCUCCAACGACGAUACAUGGCCCUCACAAGAGACAAGUGUGGGAGCACCCAAGCGCUGGGGGCAGAGAUCAGGAAGAUUCAUGCUGAAAAACUCCUUCUUGACCCUGAUUGCGUGACCUCCGAAAUUGAGCGAACAUUUUUCUUUGUUCAUGCACUCGGCCCCGAGUACGAGAGCUUCCGCGAUCAUAUCUUCCGACAAAUGGACCUUGUCAACGAAAGAGAUGCAAAUGGGAGUAUUAUCAAAGCAGCACCUACAUUUGACUAUAUCGAGAAUAAGGCCAUUGAGGAAGAGCAUAGAAAAGGGCAAUUGGGCAAACAAGCAAUGGAGUCGCAAGCUCUUCCUGCUCUUGCCCUAGUCCGUGGGCCAGGUGACAAGAAGCUCAUACCGUCGUCGGACGGAACUACUUGUCGGAUAGAGAUUGAUAACGUCCCAUAUUGCUCCUUCUGCCGAAAACCUUAUCACAUCGACGCCGAAUGUUUCACCAAGAACCCGAGACUGAAGGUCCAAAGGAAGGACGGAGACGGACCGAAACCAAGACCAGGCAGAAUUCACAUAGGCGGACGCAGACAGUCGAAGAGGCGGACCUUGACGGACGACGAGGACGACGAUGGGAGUGGCCCAAAAGACCCGAAGAAACCAACCUUCAUGGCGACGAAAGUCUCCGGAAAAGAUGUCAACGAUGCAUUUGGAAACGAUAUCGAGGGCAAUCUCACCCUGUUUGACCAUGUUCCCAUUAUGAUGGCGAUAAAGACCCCCUCCAUCCGUGACGCGUGGAUCGUGGAUAGUGGAUGCGCUCAACAUGUUUGCAAUAGCGCCUCCAGGUUUGUCCAAAUGGCUAAAUAUCAUGGGCCUUCACUGAGAGGCAUUGAUACCUCAACAGCUCCCUCGGGCGUGGGAACAGUAAAUAUCCUGUGCAAUGUACGCGGCAGAAAGAAAUGGCUAGUGCUUGAUAACGUCCUGUAUGUUCCAUCUGCACAUGCCAAUCUCAUAUCGGUGCUUCAGCUUCUCCAACGAGGGGCAAAAGUCGAAUUCUCAAGCCGGGAUGCUAUCCUUCGCAACAAGUCAAACGGAAAGAAUCUGUUUACUGCCAGUGAAUAUCAUGGAGUCUACGCACUCGAUCUGUGGGCAAGUCUGACUUUCCCCUCUUACCAUGUUAGCCCACAAAUGUCUCUGUGGCACAGCCGGCUUGCCCAUAUGAGUGACGCAAACCUUCGGCGACUCAAGCAGCAAGCUCAUGGCGUGCGGGACAUGGAGGCACGUCAUCCAUGCAAUCCCUGUCUGCAGGGGCGAAUGAUCGAAAGGUCUCACAGAAGAUCAAGGGUCAGCAGGAGAGGAGAACACACAAUGGACCUCCUCCAUAUUGACGUCGCAGGGCCAUUCGAUGAGGGCCUAGAUGGCAGCCGUUACUGGCUAACCAUCGUUGACGACUUCACGGGCUGGAUCGAGAUUUUCCCGAUACCGCGAAGACAACACUUCGUCAUAGAAUCACUGCGGUUCUUCCUCGACCACAACGAGCGCCCCGAGCGAAAAUGCAAACGAAUACGUCUGGACCGGAUAUCUGAACAUAUGGGAGACGAGAUGAAAUUCAUGUUGUUCUCGCGCGCAAUCCAAGCGGAGGUGACAGGAGUGGAUCAACAUCAGCAAAAUGGGGUUGCCGAAAGAGCUCAUAAGACAAUCUAUGACCGUCUUGGGCCUACGCUGGCACAUGCAAGGCUGCCGUCUAAGUUCUGGCCGGAAAUUGCUCGAACUGCAGCUUUCCUCUCGAAUCGGUCGCCGUCAUCGAAGCUCAACAUGACUCCGUACCAAGCGUGGUACGGCGACAGACCUGACCUCUCAAGACUAAGAAUCAUCGGAUCAAAAGGAGAAUACUUGAUUCCGCCAAAGCAAAGAAAGAAGCUCACGGAUCCACGAACAAGGCCAUGUAUUUUGCUGGGCUACGAGGGCAAUACCAACUACCGUAUCCUCCUGGGAGACGGGAGAAUCAUUGGAACACCAAACGCUGAAUUUCAAGAAGUCCUUACAACUCCCUCCACACAGACUUUACAAGAUGUGGGAGCCAGACAAGACGGCUCACCUGAGGCAACGGCUGCUGUCGCAGGGGGAGUGGGACGGUGGGACUAA
Messenger RNA from Penicillium brevicompactum, 3240 nucleotides. RefSeq names its product GAG-pre-integrase domain-containing protein. Gene Ontology annotation, biological process: DNA integration. Gene Ontology annotation, molecular function: nucleic acid binding. Bases 1 to 3240 code for a protein of 1079 amino acids. The transcript has 2 exons. The record is from RefSeq and is a predicted model, not a curated record. NCBI's taxonomy places the organism in Eukaryota, Fungi, Ascomycota, Eurotiomycetes, Eurotiales, Aspergillaceae.